AUGGACCUCUACCGGGCAACAUUUGCAGGCUCGCUGCUAUUGAACAGCUUAGUACUUAUUCAAACAUACCGAUCGCAUAAGACCGAAAGCGUGGACUCUUUGACCCCAGAGAAGAUCGAACAUCGAGCGGGCAUAGAGUCGGAAAGAGACAGUCUGCGCAAGUUGAAAUGGCGAUUUUUCCCCAUAUACCUGUUAGUUAACGCUGCCGACUGGCUGCAAGGUCCAUACAUCUAUCCGAUCUACAAAGAUGAGAAGGGUCUCUCAGAAGAGACAGUGGCGUUCCUCUUCCUUAUCGGAUUCGUAUCAGCAGGCAUAUCGGCCUCGUUCGCCGGAACGUUUGCGGAUCGCUACGGUCGCCGGACAGCGUGUUUGGCAUAUUGCAUUCUAUACUCAUUGUCUAGCUUCACUUUGCUUGCCGACGACAUCCGAGUGCUUUUCUUAGGCCGUGUGCUCGGAGGAAUCUGCGGAACUUUGCUUUGGAGUGUGUUCGAGAGCUGGCUAGUCGCAGAGUUCAAUCAACUCAUGCUCGAGGAUACAAAUGCAGUGCUCAGCGGUAUCUUCAGCGCAAUGACUAUCUUGAACAGUCUUGUAGCGAUCUGCGCGGGCAUAUUGGCUGAGUGGUUGGUCGGGCUGGUAGGAACUGCCAAAGCACCCUUUUUGGCUUCAAUUGGAUGUUUGUGUGUAGCAUUUGCUGCGAUCUCGAGGUUCUGGGGCGAGAAUUAUGGUGCAAGCCGUCGUGGUGCGUCCGAAAAUGCGGCGCUACUUCAGCAAGAAGAGGCAGAGUCAGCUGUAAAUACCACCAAGUCAACGCUCAGAUACAUCUUUAGAGAUACGAACAUACUCGUCCUGGCCUUGGUAUCGUGUUUUUUUGAGGGCUCACUGUUUCUGUUCAUCUUCUUCAAAUUCCCGGCUUUGAAAUUGUCGCACAAGCUUGCGGGUGGAGACGAUGAUCUUCCGUUCGGACUGAUCUUUGCGAUACUCAUGUGCUCCAUGAUGCUCGGUUCAAUGCUGUACAACAACAUCACGAACACAUCUUCAACUUUCCCAGCAAAGCAGGUACUCAUGGGAACUUUGGUAGUUGCAUCUGCAUGCUUCUUUGUUCCAGGCCACUUCCGCGAUGAGCGUCUCACACUGUGGUGUUUCUGCAUUUUUGAACUCUGCUGUGGUGUCUACUACCCAGUCAUGGCGUCGAUUAAGGGCAAGCUCAUCGACGACAGCUCACGAGCAAGUGUGUACACAGUACUGCGCAUUCCACUGAACGCGUUUGUUGUACUUGCCUUGAGCACUACUACAGAAGGCGAAUCACAUCGCGAUGCAGUGUUUACAACAUGCAGUGGUCUGUUGUUGGUGGCAGCGCUUGUUGUGCACAAGAUUCUAUCGUGA
This is a messenger RNA of Boeremia exigua, 1383 nucleotides long. RefSeq lists its product as uncharacterized. Gene Ontology annotation, biological process: molybdate ion transport. The transcript has 6 exons. The record is from RefSeq and is a predicted model, not a curated record. Bases 1 to 1383 code for a protein of 460 amino acids. Gene Ontology annotation, molecular function: molybdate ion transmembrane transporter activity. Gene Ontology annotation, cellular component: membrane. NCBI's taxonomy places the organism in Eukaryota, Fungi, Ascomycota, Dothideomycetes, Pleosporales, Didymellaceae.